Chroicocephalus ridibundus (black-headed gull) is the source of this 6713-nucleotide messenger RNA. It is a transcript of the gene MAP9, whose product is annotated as microtubule associated protein 9. Gene Ontology annotation, cellular component: astral microtubule. The transcript has 12 exons. Gene Ontology annotation, molecular function: microtubule binding. Gene Ontology annotation, biological process: mitotic cytokinesis; mitotic spindle assembly; regulation of mitotic cytokinesis. Bases 1087 to 2646 code for a protein of 519 amino acids. NCBI's taxonomy places the organism in Eukaryota, Metazoa, Chordata, Aves, Charadriiformes, Laridae. The record is from RefSeq and is a predicted model, not a curated record.
AUGGUCAAGAAGUACGCAUAAAUCUAUCUUUCCAGAAGUGACUGAGAGGUACAAAAAAUAUUUUUAGAAGGAGCAACACAAGUCCUUCAGCUCUUGCAGGAGCAGCUGUGGAAUAAUCCAGGGAUACUGGCAGAGGACUGCCAAUCUGAAUUAAGUUAAUUAAGGUGAGUUGUCAAAUCCUUCCCAGUUAGACUGGCGAUGUCAUAGUUUGAACAGAUUGUUCUCUGAGAAAGAAUGAUAUUUACUCGAAGUAAUAUAGGUGAGGAGAACAAAAGGCUGAAGUAGUCUUGCGUAUUUCUCUGCAGUGGCGGGUGGCUGUUUUUGCAGUUACUCCAAAGGGAUUUUAAGGUGGUUCGGGCACCUUUGGGCUUCCAGGUGACUGAUGUGGGACAGCACACACUGCGGGCUGGAAGCUCACCAAGAAACCCACCCAGUUUUUCCUGUGCUUAGACUAUGCUGAGUAUCCUUUCCCAACACAAUGACACUGCUCUCACCAUGGAUGACUUGCAGUGAAGACAUGUGACUUCCCCAGCACAGCUAACCCUAAAGGCAUAAGGUUGGUUAUAUUUCUGGUUUCAUUUCCACACAAGCAAAAUAAGAACAUUUCGGCAGAUUCAUUUUGCAUAGCCCUGCAAAAUGUGGCACACUGUAACAGAUUGUUUCAUUUGAACUCGCAGGAAAAUGAGAUUAAUUUUUAAUGUUUGUGCUUAAAAAUGUUUGGAGAGUGGACCCAUAGGUAGAAGAUCUCGUUGUUUAAAACUGAAGAAGCUACUUGACCUGUUGACUAUCUUACUCUGCAAAAUCCAUGAGCCAGAUGCGCUCCCAGCUAGAUGUCUAAUUCCCAUCGAUGUCAAGAACAGGAACAGUCAUUUAUGAGAGGAAAUCCUGAAUCCAGUCUUACAAACUCUGUCCACAUGAAUAAAAUAAACCGCUUCUGGAAGCUGUUUAUAUGCAUAUGAGCUAGGCCUAUGAAAAAUUCAUCAUACCUGACUGCUUUCUGAUGAGCUACAAGAAUCAAUUUCUGCUCGUGCAGCAAGAGAGCAAACAGCUGAAUACUCAGACGACUUUGAGAGUGACGAAGAUGGCAUGUUAAAUGGUAUUGGGGAAGAACUUCCUGAGAGUAAUUCAAGUGCCGAAAGCACUAAGAAAUCAGUUGCGGUUGAGUGUCCCGUCUCAGAUGAUGAUGCCUCACAAAAAGCAGCAUAUUUGGAAAACAAAGCUGCUGAUGACUUGACUUUAUCCUUUCAUGAAAAGAAGCUUCAGCAAGUAAUGCUUUUAGAAGGUGAAAACAUACAGGAUGACAGAAAAGAUAGUGAAGAAGAAUGUUUGAAAAGUCAAAAUGAGGGAGAUGACAGAAAAAAUAAUGAAGAGUGUUCAGCUGCUGAAGAAGAUAAUAGUGAAAGUGACCACUGUAAUGACUUGCCUAUUCACGAACUACAGAAAAAAAGAAAUCAAGAAGACAAACCUAUACCAAAGCCACGGGUGCACAAAACAAGAAAUGCUUUGGCAUCAGAUCAAGAUCAGAAGAUCAGCACCAGUGACUUGAGACUGGAGGACAAUAGUAGAAAAUCCCCUUCUGUGACAGAAGCAGUGAUGACCACAGCAUAUGAGAAAACGGAGAAAUUAGAGAAGUCAACAGAUGACAGUUCAGAUGAAAUGGUGAAAAUAGUGGAAGAGCAAAUAGUAACUGAUACAAUACAGAAGGUGUCAGUGAAUGAUCAAUCUGAGCAUGGGGAGGCAAAGAACACUUCAGAGGACUCUGUCAAGAAACUAAGUGAAACAAAGGAGAGAGUUCUACAAAACCCAAAAGCUUCUUUAUCUGACAGGUCUGUGUCUUCUGCAUGCUUAAAGAAAAAGGGGAAAGCUGUUCCAUCAGCUGCACCUAUUUCAUCUCAGUAUCUGGGAACAUUAAAGGUGUUGGAGGAUAAACGUGUGCAGAACAACAGUACAGAAUUUGAAAAAGCAGAUAGUUUACGAGCAGCUGUUUUCCAGAAUUGGUGGGAAAAGAAAAGGCUCUUUCUACUGGAAUCAAAAAGAACUGAAAAGAAGAAAGCUGAAGAUCUAAGGAUCAAUGCUGAAAGGAAAGAAGCUGUUAAGAGAGAGGAAGCAAUUGCGUCUUUUGAAGCCUGGAAAAAAAAGAAAGGAAGAGAAGCAAAGAAGUUAAGUGAAAAAAAGAAGGUUGAGGAACUUAAGAAAAAGAAAGCAGCAGAACAGAAUGAGCAGAGAACAGAAGCAGCACAGAAGGCAUUUGAAAAAUGGAAAGAAAGAAAAGCAGAAUAUUUAAGAGAGCAAAGCAGAAAGGAAAAACAGUCUGAAAGAAUCAGGAAGAAGAAAGAAGAGGAACUGGUUGCAGAGAAGAAGAGGGAUAGCAUGUCAGCAGUUGAAAAAUGGAAUGAAAAAAAGGAAGAAUAUAUGAAACAGAAGAAAGUAGAAAAAAUCCUAGAGAGAAGAAAGCAAGAAAUACAACAGGCAAAGAAGGAAGAAAAAGAUAAAAAGGCUAUGGAGGAAUAUGAAAGAUGGCUGGAAAAGAAAGAGAAGAGAGAGCAGCUUGAGAAGAAGCAAAAGAAGUUGCAGGCUGUCCAUGGGGAUGAAGCGCCUUUUCCCUGGAGUCCACCUGGCAAAGUCACAUAUUCAAUGAAUUACUGAGCAGUUUGUUGCCUUCUAUGAGAAGAGAUGAUACACAAAGUUCUGACAAUGGCUAGUCAUUAUUUCAGUAACAGCUGAUUUUCACUGAAUCCAUAAUAGAUGUUGCAUCUUUAUUUUUUGUUUAUUUUCUCUCUGGAGUUUAAAUAGAUCAGAUGUCCCUUUCCAUUGCUUUAGAAUCAUAGAAUCAUUUAGGUUGGAAAAGACCCUUGGGAUCAUUGAGUCCAACCAUCAUCUCCACUCUACAAAGUUCUCCCUUACACCAUAUCCCUUAACACCACAUCUAAACCACUCUUAAACACAUUCAGGGAUGGUGACUCCACCACCUCCCUGGGCAGCCUGUUCCAGUGUAACCACUCUUUCUGUGAAGAAUUUUUUCAUAAUGUCCAGCUUAAACCUAGAAAAUGUACUGAUUUUUGUAAUUCCACAUUUAACUUAGUUUUGCUAAAUCCUGCAUUACUUCAUUCCUUUUUGAUGAAAGUGUAUAUUCAGGAUACGUAAGGCUGGACUCUGGCAUUUUUUUCACCUAAUAAGUAGCACAGUGGUUAUUUUAAGUUACUGGGCCACACUGCUAGGGAGUUAAGUCUGCAAGAAAUGCUUUGUGAAAGAGGGAAUGAUGGGUGAAGAGAUGUUGGCGCUCUUUUGAUAGAAAGAAGACAAAAAGCUAAGCAGUAUGGUAGGGGGAUGUCAUUUUCAUACACGAAGAGACAAGCUACAUAGAACAUAAUAUAAUUCUUAGAUUAUAUUACAUUAUGAAACAUAAAAAUAGUUUUUAAAUUAAAGCUGCAUCAAGCAGGAACAGGAUUUCAUGGGGCCAAAACCAGUCAGCCAUGUGAUGAUACAAAAGAAUGAAACUGGAAUCCAUAUCAUGUAAAAUGAUCCAGGACUAAGGCAGACUGUAACUCUUCAUUCCAUUUCAGGUCCUCAUAUACAUUCCAUAGAUCUCCUGCAUCUUACAGGCAACAGCAAUUUUAGAGGCGUGUUUUUGCAGUUUACACAAAAUCUUAUGUAAAAACUGCAAGAGCAGAACAGUGGUGCUCUUAUGAGGCAACCUUAGAUACUGAAAAUUACUUUUUUGGAACUUAAUUUGAAGGCUUCUGUCAUUGUUUUAACAUGAUCAAGUAGAUCCUUCCCAAACACGUUUUCAUCGUUGCUAAUGAGCUAGUUGGUGUAGUAAAUUAUUAAAAUUUGUUGGUUUUUUUCAUGGCUAUUUACCUCACUAUUUCGUCAACAAUGGCAAGACUACAUAUCUUUAGAGAUCUUCACAUCUCUUGUUUGCCUACUGUCUAAACUCAAGCUGUUACUUGUGCUUGCGUUUUCUUAUUUGAAUUUCAAAAAUCACUCUAAAUCACAUUUGCUCCUCAAGCGUAUAUCUAAAAAAAAGAAAUGAAAACAUCACUACCAACCAAGAAGUAAAAAAUCUAGUCUUUAAAUUAUAGAUGUAAUUCCUCAAAUGAGAAUCUUGCUCCUGUUUAGACUGACAGCCUCCUUGGGAAGUCAAAGGAGCAUUGGAGAAGUAGACUUGCCUUUUUCACUUGAGUCCUGUGCUGUUCAUGUAAGACUGGGGCACCUCCUCGGAAAAGAAAAGCCACAAGACUGGCAACCAGAUGAAUUUCUUUAGUUUCCUGAUGUUUCUUGCUUGUGUUUUUAUUUUUUAGGAAGAGCCAUUGAGGAUUUAGAGAUGUUUGUUUUGGACAUAACUCACUUUGUUGUCAGAACGCUAUACAGGUGAAAUUUAUUGCUGGUACGUAUGUAAAAGUGAAAUCAAAAGGAUAUCUAUUCUGCCUCAUUGCUUAACAUGGUCCUGUUCGUUAUUGUUAGCAUGAACUCUAGUUCUGUGAAUUUGUAGUUCAGGCCUUUUGCAAAGUUUAUGACAGGCAGAAGUGGGUGCUAGAAAGCAAAAAGAAGAUGUAUUUGUUAGAACAGUAGGUAGGUGUGUAGUUCUCACAAUUAACAUAAUUUCUAUCAAUAAACAAGUGUAGAAGGGUUGUAAGACAUACAGUGUUUCUGUUGCAUAUGAUCUGUUGAGUGUCAAGAAGUAUUUGCUAAUCUUGAGAAUAGUGGUGAGGUUUCACUAGUAGUGUUGCAGGAUUUUUGUACAGCCAAAUCAUCUGACAGAUCAGAUUUGAUCCUUUGUGGAGUGGUUUCAGAUUUGAUACAGCUUGUUCUAGAUUAUGAAGUAUAUUUAUUGCAGGAUCAGGCUUGAGUGUAUUGCUUGAUAUUUUGCACUGCAUGUCUCGACUUCCAGUUGCCUUGCAUGAACUGUGUUCAUGGUGGCCCUGCUCUGUAUUGGGAUUUUUGAGCAGGUCUCUGCUUGUCCUGCCUCUUGCUUCUAGUUCUGCCUCAAAAUACAGCAUUAUUGGACCUGGCUUUUAUUCUUUAAUUUGUUUCCAGCCUUCUGUCACUGGGCCACUCCCCUGGAAACGUGGCUGGAACAGCUUUUGUUCCACUAAAGAGCAUAUAGAGAAGCUAGGGACCUUUAUGACACCCAUCCUUUGAUUAUACGCAGUCUGCAGGUAAUGCACACGUGAUGUCUUCCAGUGGACCUUAAUGACAGUAGUGACCUUUUUGCCCCUUCUGUGAGACUCAGUCUGUGCAAAGAGUCAUCACUCAAAUGCUGACAUUCCGUAUUGGGCAGCAUUCAUACAGGUUCAUGCUAAGCUCACUGUUGUUCAUUGGGGCGGAGGAAGACAUUGGUCAAGAAGGGGAGAGGGCAUGGCAGAGGGGCUGGAGUGCCGGCUGGAGCUUUCAGAAGCGCCCUGAGGCCUGCACUCUGCUCUUGCUGAACCGCUGGAGUCUGGUUGUGUUCCUAGGCCAUUGGUGGGUUUUCUUGUAUGCUGCCUUCACAGUGGUACCCACACUGAGCUUCCUGCACUGCAGCUUUGCAGUACAUUGCAUUACCACAGGCGUUUCCAGUUAAGGAAUCCUGCACGUUAGUUUUUUUUGGAGAGAUCCAGCAAAUCGAGAUUGUUACCUGACUUAAGCCAGGUUCUAGCACAGAUACUGCAGACAAGUGAACACAGGGCUUUCAUAAACUCUGAGUCUGGCUCUGGCUGUUACCUCAUGGCAGGUCAGGCAAUUUUUCCAGCAGUAGUGGUAUCACAAUGACAGUAUGGGCAUCCAAAGAGAAAGCAGAAUCUGCCCACAGAAACUUUCAAGAAGUUGAGAAGAGCAGCUUCAGUGGGCAGGGUAGGGUAAAAUUACAGAUACCAGCAGGAGAGAGGUAGCAGUAUUACAGCACAGGCAGAAUGCCACACACCUGGCAACUCAGCCCACCAAUAUUUUAUGGGGAAAAAUAAUGGAAUGAAUUCAAGCAUUUAGGCUGGAGCAGUGAUGUGCAUCAUCUGUCCACUAGGCUUUUAGCACUUGCAGCCUUGAAUUCAGGUUUAGCACGUCAAGAAACUGUAGCUAAAAUACCACGGGAAGAUGAACUGUGGAGCAGAUAGCAGAGUUUGCUGCACGGGGCUGUUGUGAUCAGAUCAGGAGAGAGUGAGGCAAAGCCUGCAGCCUGUGUGAAACAAAUCGUCUGGAUCUUUAGUUUUGCGGUGUCCAGCUACAACAAGCAAGGCAGGUCCCUGUGCUGGCAGGCUUAUAGUUGAGGGAUGCAAAUGACAAGGAUGGUAGAGGUAGUAGCAGAGCUGGAAAAGGGUUUGUCACAUGCCUGUGUCUAAACUGGGUACUGCAUCCUUACUCGCUUUAAGCCUUCAGAUGAGUGGAUAGAAAUUUUUUGACAGAAGAUGAAAGUGGGAAAAUGUUGGUGACAUCUUUCAGAGGAGUGAUAUACCCAACACUCAUAUAAAUUCACAACUUUUCAAUUACAAAAAGAUGCUAAAGAUCAAUAGACAUGGAAAAACAGUUGCUACAACUGUGUGUUUGACUUCUAUAAUAAAAUUUUGAGAGCUUUGCCUAAUUUUACAUUGUAAAAAGUUGGACAUGUUACAGCAUGAUGCAAUCAUUGUAGAAAAAAAUCGAGAAAUAUGAACGUAUGUACAUUCAUUUUUAAAAAUGUACAUAUAUCUGUAAAUCCUGUUAAUACAUUUAUUGAUGACAGAGGGAAAAUAUUUUGGUAU